Messenger RNA from Procambarus clarkii (red swamp crayfish), 786 nucleotides. RefSeq lists its product as uncharacterized. The record is from RefSeq and is a predicted model, not a curated record. Lineage: Eukaryota; Metazoa; Arthropoda; Malacostraca; Decapoda; Cambaridae.
CUUACCACGCAUUAGGCGAGCGGAACGGCUCUCAGUACCUCGUCUGGUCGCGUUGUGUGUGGUUCAGCCAAAGAACUGCUUUCAGAAGUUGAGUUUUUAAAUUAUUUAACUAACGUCAUGGCGGAAGCUGUUGUAUCCAAUGUACGCUAUCUUGCAAACGCGCUUGAAUCUCCUACGGUGGAGUGUAGUGAACGAUCACCUUCCGUCAAAGAUAUCGCGGAUUAUUUUACGUUUGAUGUACGGAAGGUGAAGCAUGUCAUGAAGAGUCGAAAGGAAGGGAAAUGGAGAAGAUUGAGUUACGACUUUGACGAUCAGAGUGCACGGAACAGUAUGAAGAAUCGACUGACCCGCUUGUUGAGUGUGGGCUCUGGACACGUUACAAAUGAGGAGACGUGGCUGCUGUCACGGCGGAGGAGCCGGCUCCACCCCUCUCAGCCACAGGUGAUGAAGAGUGGUAUGAAGGACGCGGUGGUGGAGGCUGGCGUCCGCCUGCGCGGAGCUCUUCGUCAGGCCGGCAACUGGCUGGUCGACGGGCUGAGAGGCUAUGUAGAGUUCGGCAAUCCCAGCAUCAACCCGGGAAUGACCGGCUUCCGUGAGGCGGAGAACCUCUACUACCCUUACUGUGCUACGCUUCCUUACUGAGCUACACUCCCUUACCAAGUCCCAGCGCCACUCUUCUCGGCCGCUACUGACCGCCUCUUUUGCGUGUCGUCAUACUGUGAUACGUUUUGCCUUAAAGUUUUUAUUGCCUAUUUUUGCAGUAUAAAUAUAAAUAUUUUAAUGAUA